AUGACAUUGUACGCUUGGGGCGCCAACAGCUAUGGCCAAUUAGGCUUGGGCCAUAAGUCGGAAGAAGAAAUCACUCCUAAAGAAGUAAAUCUGAAAGGGAGCGAUCUUAAACCCCAAGAUAUCGUAUCGAUAUCAGCUGGUGCGGGGCACACGCUCAUUUUGGACACCAGCGGCCGUGUUUAUUGCUGCGGCUGGAAUUCCAAAGGCCAGCUGGGUCUGUCAGACGAUACUCUCAGAUUCACCCAGAUAGGAAUCUUGAAAGAGUUCAAAAUAGUGCAAAUAUCGUGCGGCUGGGAUUUUAGUGCUGCCGUGUCCGAAUGUGGCAAGCAAUUUGUUUGGGGUAACAACCAGUUUACUCAAUUGGGGCUAUCGAAAAGUAUAACAUGUACAGGAAUCCCUUCGCGGCUGCAAGUGUCUCAAAAAUUGGCAACUGGUUUCAAAAAAGUCAGCUGUGGCUUGAGACAUUCAGCUAUGAUAACUAAAGAAGGAGGUCUUUUAGUUGCUGGCACUGGAGCCAAAGGGCAAUUGGGGUUGGGAGAUGAUUUUGAUGACAACAACUAUUUGAGUAUAACAAGAGUUCCUGAUAUGGAACAAAUUAUUAGUGUAGCUAGUGGGCAACAUCAUACUUUGGCCUUAAAGGAUAAUGGCACUGUACUUAGUUGGGGUGAAAACAAGUUUGGCCAAUUAGGAGUUGAUCCUAAUGUAGGCAGCAGUUUUGUACCUUUGGAAGCCUUUCAUCAUGAAGGUCUCCAAGAUGUAUAUGCUGGUUGGACUCACAGUGCUGCUCUUACAGUCACGGGUGAAGUUUUCACUUGGGGUAGACCCACCUAUGGUCAACUGGGAGAUGAGAGGGAUGUGCCAUACAAACCAGAAAAAGUACCUACUUUAAGCGAUGUUAAGCAACUGAGUGUUGGAUCUGAGCAUAAUUUGGCAUUGACAAAAGACAACAAACUUUAUUCUUGGGGUUGGAACGAGCACGGUAGCUGUGGUACUGGAGAUAAAAAGGAUGUUAAAGUACCUACUCAAAUUUUAAGCCAGAAAAAUGUCAAAUACGGUUUUGCUUGUACUGGUAGCUCUUUUGCAGUUAUUGAAUAG
Ceutorhynchus assimilis (cabbage seed weevil) is the source of this 1095-nucleotide messenger RNA. Lineage: Eukaryota; Metazoa; Arthropoda; Insecta; Coleoptera; Curculionidae. The record is from the annotation of a GenBank genome assembly.